CGAUGGCAUUCCUUAGAAAGACGUGCUUCGUGACGAUAACUGUGUUGAGAUACUGUCUAGGUUACGUUCUGUGGUCUCUGGCUCAUCGCCCUUGGAGAACAUCAUUCAGCUUAUUUCUGCUGCUGUCAUCAUCUUCGAACACUCUUUCAAUAUUUUCGACAAGCGGCGCUAUCUUCAGGACCUGCAAAAGUCUGAUCCCUCUUUUUAUGUCGCUCUGGAGCAGUACAUGCCAUCUCUAUAUGCAGCUACUGUCAGGGAAGCUGUGAUCGCUGCCGUCCAGGCAUAUAAACAAGCUGUGGCCGCAGCUGCCCGCGCAUAUGAAGAUGCCGUAGCUACUGCCGCCCACGCAUAUGACGAAGCUAUUAGGACUGCUGUCUAUCCACGUCGACCUACUUGGACGGCGAAGUUACCAUUUGAAUCGUCCAAGAGGAAGGCAAAAGAAGCUUUCGAGCGCUCUCAGGAGGAGAAAAAAGCUUUUGAGCGCUUCAAACAGAUGGAGAAAGAAUCCAUUGAACGCUC
Messenger RNA from Suillus bovinus, 519 nucleotides. RefSeq lists its product as uncharacterized. The transcript has 4 exons. The record is from RefSeq and is a predicted model, not a curated record. The annotation marks the transcript as partial. NCBI's taxonomy places the organism in Eukaryota, Fungi, Basidiomycota, Agaricomycetes, Boletales, Suillaceae.